Molecule: messenger RNA, 1299 nt
Organism: Kickxella alabastrina
Lineage: Eukaryota; Fungi; Kickxellomycota; Kickxellomycetes; Kickxellales; Kickxellaceae
Exons: 1
Coding region: 140-1183 (347 amino acids)
Source: RefSeq, a predicted model, not a curated record
UCCCCCUCCAACACCACUAGUUAACUUUUCCUCAACACCAACACCACCAACACCACCUUAGUACUUUGCCUUUUUUAUUCUUCUAAUCCUUAUUCUUAUCAUUCCUCUUAUUAUUCUUUUAUUAUUCAUCUUGCUAACCAUGCAUUUCCGUAUGAAGACCAUCGCGCGCAAGGUGUGCUUAGCCCUGCGGCAGGCCGCUACUACUCCUGCCACAGCAACACCUGUCGCGUCGACUACCUCAACCGCUGCAUUGACCAUCGCAUCAACCACCACAUCGACUGUGUCACGCACAACCAACGUGCUUCGCCGGGCCUGCCGCGCCGCGUUUAAGUCCAAGUUCAAGGCCGACAACGACAAUAACAACAACAAAUCCUCUCGUACAAUCUACGAGCUCCAAUGCGCCCUUGCGGAAGAGCGCGCCGCCCGCUAUGUGGCUGAGGCCACCCUGGAUGAGGCUGAGGGCGCACUUUCCGAGCUGAGAAUGGAAUAUGCGAGCCAAUACGCGGCCUGCUUUGUGGCCGAAAGCAACCGCGCAGAGACGGAUGCUGUAAACUCAGCUCUCCGCGCUGAUGUCGAUGCGCUUCACGCGCAGCUAGAUGCUUUUCGCCGCGAGACCGCUGGCAUCUGCCGCGAUACCUGGGCAAGACUCGAGGAGCUGGAGGCUUUCCGCGCCCAGGAGGAGGCCGGCCGAGUUGCAACUGAGUCUGCCUGCGCCAGCAUGGGCGUCGCGGUGGCAAAUCUGGAGGCUGCUCUGAGCGCCGCCGAUGCCGCGCAUACCGAGUCAAUGACCGCUUUUGCUGAGGCUGAGCGCGAGGCCAAGCGCGAGGCCGAGGCUGCUCGCAGCGAGACACUUGAGCUCCACGCAAAGCUUGCAGAUACAAGCCGCGCUGCCAGCCAGCUUGCAGCCAAGAGCGCACUUGACCAGCAGCACCAGCUGGCCGACGCCAACAGGCAGUUGGACGCUGCCAAGCAGACAAACGAGCUGCUUCAAGAUCAGGUGCAGGAGCUGCAGCGCGGCGCCAAGAAGCACGUUCUGGAUCUCGAUGAAAUCCACAGCGAGCUUCUGUGCCUGAGGAAGGCAGUGGCAAACUACCGCGUGGCCGCGGCUGGUGGCCACCAGAUGUGCAUCUACUGCACUGCUACGCUCGGCGCUGCCACUGCGAGCGAGCUGGCCAGGCGCUGAAUCGACGCAGCCGCGCACUUUUAUUUCUUUUUCUCUUCUUUCUCUUCUUUUUCUUCUUUUUCCCAUUUUCUCAUUUUUCUCUUUCGUUUCUAAAAAUUCAAAUGAAACUUGAAUAA